Molecule: messenger RNA, 3033 nt
Organism: Stereum hirsutum FP-91666 SS1
Lineage: Eukaryota; Fungi; Basidiomycota; Agaricomycetes; Russulales; Stereaceae
Product: AAA-domain-containing protein
Exons: 12
Coding region: 1-3033 (1010 amino acids)
Biological process (GO): protein import into peroxisome matrix
Cellular component (GO): peroxisomal membrane; cytosol
Molecular function (GO): ATP binding; ATP hydrolysis activity
Source: RefSeq, a predicted model, not a curated record
AUGAAUACGCAUCAUGUCUCUCGAUCUCGGACUCUCCCGCUUCAAGAGAUAUUCGUUCAGGCCCUGUCGGAGGAUGCUUACCGUGCAGCUACCGAGGACGCCUCUGCCUUCGUGCAAUCGCUAUGUCGUGAGCAGAGAAUUCUCCGACAAGGUUCCACCUUUACCAUCGAUGCUGCAGACAUGCCUUCGCAAUCUGUGGAUCAGAGCAGAAGCACAUUACAAUAUCGAUUGACCAUGUUAGAGCCCGUUCUCCAAGGGUACGCUGACAAAGACUCGACCAGAGUCGUCAUCAUACCUACUUCGGAUGAUACGCCUACGAAGAACGGCACCUCUUUCAAUGGAUCCUCUAUAACCUCAUCUAGCGACGAUGUGGACGAUGAAAAUGAUGACCUCGAAAUUGAUGAGAGCUUCUUGGCCAACUCGCUCAACUCACACAUGCCAAACGGUGUGGAAUAUCACGACGCAGGGCCCUCCACUCCUGAUGACAAUCUUCAUUCUUCUUUGAUGUCGUCUUCAUCUGGACACGAGUUCACUGCCCAACCAUUGCCUGAUGAUCUCGUGGCGCCAUUGGCGAGCGAGUUCACUGUGUUCGUUCGCACUUCGGAUCUUCCUCGUGUUGGCAUUCAAGACGGUGAUUGGGCUUUGGCCCGUUCAAAAUAUUCUAUCAAGUCACGACUUGUCCGUGUGAAGGCGCAUGAUGAGAUGGUGAAGACGUCUGGACAUGCAUAUGCGUCACUCAUUCUGCUGCGAAACGUAUUCCACGAAAUUUCAAUCGAGGACGGCAAGCUUCAUCUCCAAGCGUGUCCAGGGGGCUUACCGCCCUCUAUUCCUAUUGCUAAGACCGUGACUGUCGCUCGAGUGGCGUCCAGAGUUUCAACGAACCGUAUAUACCAGCAAGCGUUACUGCAGUCUUUGAAAGACUACUUCGACCGUAGCAAGCGUCUGAUUUCACAAGGCGAUCUUUUGGCCGUUCCUGUGGAUAUCGCAUCCAAGUUGGGCACCACUGACGAGGAAGCAGGUGAAGUCUUGGUCAACGAUGACUCGCUCGAACACUUCGUCGUGACAAGUAUCGACUCCAAUACCUCGGGAGUACGUCACGAUCGACCAGCAGGAGACGUCUAUGUCGGCGAACUGGGCUCUUGGGUAGACCCUUCAAUGACGCGGAUGUUACAAACCGGCGUUGAGCACGUCCGAAUUCCUCACUAUUUUCCUACCGAUAUGCAAGCAUCAUCGAGCAAUGAACAGGAUCGUGUCAUCGUCAACCGAAAAGCGUUUGACCAGAUUUAUGCCCUGACUUCUGCGACAUUUUCACCUCAAGCGUCGACGUAUGAUCUCCCUCUUUCCAUACUGCUUAAAGGCCCUCGAGGGACUGGAAAGUUUACCACUGCUGCUCAAGUUGCACAAAGUCUUGGCAUGCAAGUGUUCGAGAUUAACUGCUACGAUAUCUUGGGCGUGAAUGAUACGAAAGCAGAGGGUUUCUUACGAGCUCGAUUCGAUCAAGCGACGUCUUGCGCUCCCUGUAUCAUCGUUAUGCGACAUCUUGACGCCUUUGCCCAAUCUACUCAGGCGCCGGAACCUGGUAAAGAGCCACCCUUAGUCACCGCUUUAGAAGAGUUGUUCGCGGAUUUAUAUGGUGCAUGGCGGCUUUUUGGCUACCCUGUGCUAGUUUACGGCACAACCAGUGAGCCAGGACGGGUGCCACCGCCAAUAUCCGCCUGUUUCAAGCAUGAAGUAGAGUUUGAGGUCCCUGGCGAGUCCGAGAGACUACAAAUUUUACAAUCGUUAUUAUCGUCGCGCGCCAUUGCACCGGACGUCUCGCUCCAGGACCUGGCUCGACGGACUGCAGCUUUGGUCGCCGCCGACCUGCGAGACCUGGUCACCAGAGCAGACAUCGCUGCUAUCACUCGUGUCAUGGAGGCGGUACCAGACGAGUGCAGCGAGGAAGAUGUAUUUGUGGCGGGAAUGGCGCUCACAACAGCCGAUUUUGAUGUCGCGAUGAACGAAGCCAGAGCGUCGUACUCACAUAAUAUAGGAGCACCUACGAUCCCGAAUGUGUCCUGGGACGAUGUUGGUGGUCUGGCGAAUGUGAAGUCUGAGAUCUUGGACACCAUCCAACUUCCGCUGGAGCACCCCGAAUUAUUCGCUCAAGACCUCAAGAAACGUUCCGGCAUCCUCCUUUACGGUCCACCAGGAACAGGCAAAACUCUCCUCGCCAAAGCCGUUGCCACCUCCUGCUCCCUCAAUUUCUUCUCCGUCAAAGGCCCUGAACUCCUCAACAUGUACAUCGGCGAGUCGGAAGCUAACGUGCGGCGCGUGUUCCAACGUGCUCGAGACGCACGUCCUUGCGUUAUCUUCUUUGACGAGUUGGACUCCGUGGCGCCGAAGAGGGGGAACCAUGGCGAUUCAGGAGGAGUGAUGGAUAGGAUCGUCAGCCAGUUGCUAGCUGAGUUGGAUGGGAUAUCGGCCGGUGGGAGUGGGGAUGUCUUCGUCAUUGGGGCGACCAACAGGCCGGAUUUGUUAGAUUCGGCGUUGCUGAGACCUGGAAGGUUUGACCGUAUGCUGUACCUCGGGGUCAGUGACACGAAGGAAGCGCAGGUGAACAUCCUUCAAGCACUUACGCGCAAAUUCCGUCUGGAUCCGAACCUGGACUGGGACGCGAUCGUCGACAAGUGCACGUUCAACUUUACUGGAGCAGACUUCUACGCGUUAUGUUCUGACGCGCUCCUCAAAGCCAUGUCUCGCAAAGCCGAAGCCAUCGACCAAAAACUUUCUAUCUUCAAUCAAUCCCCCGAAGCAGCCGGCAACCAUCCUAUCCCAGUCACCCCACAGUACUACCUUUCCGAAAUCGCAACGCCAGAAGAGGUCGAGGUGACAGUCUCACAGGAAGAUUUCGAGGCAGCACUGCGCGAGCUGACGCCGAGCGUGAGUCAAUCAGAGAUGGAGCAUUACGCAAAGGUACAACAGCGGUUCUCCAGCACUAGUACUAGUGAAACUACGGGUGACCAUGAUAGAGACUCGGAUGGUGGGGAAUAA